AUGGCGAAUAUAAUUGAUACAUCAGUUGGUGAAUUAACUCAUCGUUUACCAACGACGAUUAUUCCAUCACAUUAUCAAUUAUAUAUAGAUGUUAGUCAACUUGAACAAUAUAUUUUUCAAGGUGUUGUUGAAAUUGACAUUCAUAUCAAUGAAAUUGUAAAUAAAAUUAUAUUGAAUAGUAUUGAUUUAAAUAUAACAAAAAUUGAAUAUCAACAAAAUGAUUCAGUUUCUUUGAUUUCCGAUGAUUCAUUUGAAUUCGAUGAAGAAUAUGAACAAGUAACAAUUAAAUUUGCUCAAUCAAUUAAUCCAGGUAAUGGUCGUCUACACAUAGAAUUUAAUGGUAUAAUAAAUGAUCAACUUCAUGGAUUUUAUCGAACGAAAGAUAACAAUCAAAUAGGUGCAUGUACACAAUUUGAACCCGGUUAUGCUCGUCGAGCUUUUCCUUGUUUUGAUGAACCAUCAUUCAAAGCAAAAUUUACCAUAAGUAUUCGAGCUCCAAAACAUCUGACUACAUUAAGCAAUAUGUCAAUUAAAUCACAACGAAAUGAUGAAGAUCAUACAUGUAUUUAUGAAUUUGAUACAACACCGAUUAUGUCAACUUAUUUGGUUGCUUAUGUUAUUGGAGCUUAUGAUUAUGUCGAAACACAUGAUUCGAAUAAUGUACAAAUUCGUGUUUAUACACCAGUUGGUAAAAAAGAAAGAGGACUAUUUGCUUUACAUACAACUGCUAAAAUUCUUCCAUUCUAUGCUGAAUAUUUUGGUAUUAAAUAUCCAUUAAGUAAAGUUGAUAUGAUUGCCAUAGCUGAUUUUGGUUCUGGUGCUAUGGAAAAUUGGGGAUUAAUAACAUUUCAUGAAACAUAUUUACUUGUCGAUAGUCAUAAUACAGCACAAGAAACAAAACAAGAAGUUGCUGUUAUUGUUGCUCAUGAAUUAGCACAUCAAUGGUUUGGAAAUUUAGUUACAAUGGAAUGGUGGAAUGACUUAUGGCUCAAUGAAGAUAAUUUUGCUACUUGGAUUCAAUUUCUUGCUGUUGAUCAUAUUUAUCCUGAAUAUGAUAUUUGGACACAAUUUCUAUCUGAUACAUUAGCCACGUGUAUGAUUCCAGACGCACUUCAUAAUAGUCAUCCAAUUGAAAUGCCUAUUAAAAAACUGUCUGAAAUUAAUGAAAUAUUUGAUGAUAUUACUUAUGAAAAAGGUUCAAGUGUUAUUCGUUUUCUUCAUGCAUAUAUUGGUGAUGAAGCAUUUCGUAAUGGUUUAGCAAAUUAUCUUGCUGAAUAUGCAUAUAAAAAUACAAUAACAGAAAAUCUUUGGUCACAUUUAUCUCAAGCAUCAAAACGACCUCAUUUAUCUGAUAUACUUUCAACAUGGACAAAACAAAUGGGUUAUCCACUUCUUAAUAUAAAACAAGAACAAAAAGGAAAUAAUCGAUUAUUAACAAUUGAACAAACACGUUUUCUAGCUGAUGGAACAAUAGAUAAUAAUUCAAAAUGGAAAAUUCCAAUAAGUAUUUGUACAAAAUCAAAUCCAAAUGAAAGUGUUCAUCAAUUAUAUAUGAAUGGAGAAAAGGAGCAAGAAUUUUUACUUGAAAAAGUAUCAGAAACAGACUGGAUUAAAUUAAAUUUAUUUAGGAACAUUCUUUUUCAUGAAUGUUGUACAGGUAUUACACGUAAUGCGAUCGGUGAUCAGCCAGAAAAUAUUUAUGAAAAAAUAGUCGAUCUUAUCACAAAUUAUAUCGAAAAACCAACGGCUAUUGUUUUGCAUGUCAUUCCGUCAUCGGAAGAUUUCACAAAUUCAGAAUCAAUGAAAAUCUGUAAAAAAUACGAUCCGAAUGGUGAUCGACAGUUGAUUGCUGUAUCAAAAAUCGAUAAAUAUGACAAGGGUAUCAGUGAUAAACUUCAAGGUAUUGGUCCAGGUUCAAUGGCUCUUAAACUGGGUUGUAUUGCUGUGCUUAAUCGCACGCCAGAACAAAUUGAAGAGGAUGUUCCGUUUUGUAAAAUGCGGCAGCUUGAACAGCAGUUUUUUCAGCUCAAUAAAACUUUCCAGCACGUACCACUGGAAUAUUUGGGCUGUGAGCAACUAAUAAAACGACUUGUUUCGAUUCAACAAGCACGUAUUCGUUCAACGCUUCCUGGCAUCUUAGAAAAGCUUAAGAAUCAAAUCAAAGACAAGAAAUCUGAAUUAAAAAACAUGCCACAAGCAAUAACAUCUGAAAUCGAGUGCUGGACAUUAUACAUCAAUUUAAUCAAGAAGUAUCGUGAUCUAAUUUAUGCACGGGUGCACGGAGUGUCCGAUAACGAUAUGCAACUGAAAAUGGAGGAACCAACUAGAGAUUCAUCUGAUUUGGAUGCUAGUCCGAGUAUUACGCAAACAACUACUGAUUCGUUCGAUGAUCGAAUCGCUUUUCAACUUCACAAGCAGCAGAAAGCAUUUGCCAAAGAGAUUAAUCAUUCUUUUUCGCAGUUCUUCACAUCAAAAUAUCGAAAUUAUGUGUUAAAACUCUUGGAAGAAAAUGCUGGAGUAGCCCUUCCUAAUUUUCCAUCGUUUAAUAUCAUUGAAAGACUUUAUCACCAUGAACAUCGGAAUUUUCGUGAACCAUGUGAAGACCUAAUUGAGUCCUGUGCAACAUAUUUAAAACAGGUACUCAUUAAACUUUUGAAUCAAAUAUUUGACAAAGAAGCAACUUAUAAGAAUCAUAUGAUACAUAAAUUGACUGACAUUAUUUAUCGUGCAUUGGAAGAAAGUGAAGAACAUUGUAAUCAUGAUAUUAGCAAAAUGCUUAAUAUUGAACAACGAAUAUUCACACUGAAUCAUUAUUACAUGGACACAGUGAACAAAAUCAAAGCCGAGGUUCAACAGUACAUCGCAAACACAAAACGUAAGUAUAAUAGUUACAGAAUAUAA
This is a messenger RNA of Rotaria sp. Silwood2, 2901 nucleotides long. The record is from the annotation of a GenBank genome assembly. NCBI's taxonomy places the organism in Eukaryota, Metazoa, Rotifera, Eurotatoria, Philodinida, Philodinidae.